This is a messenger RNA of Myodes glareolus (Bank vole), 3645 nucleotides long. Lineage: Eukaryota; Metazoa; Chordata; Mammalia; Rodentia; Cricetidae. The record is from RefSeq and is a predicted model, not a curated record.
GUGAUGGGUGUGACUAUGGGACACUGUGUGGGCACAAGGCCUCCUUCAUGCCUCCUCCUGCUGCUGCUGAAGCUGCUGGCCACUGUCUCCCAGGGACUGCCAGGAACAGGGCCCCUGGGCUUCCACUUCACACAUUCCAUGUACAAUGCUACAGUGUAUGAAAACUCAGCAGCGAGGACCUAUGUCAACAGCCAAAGCAGAAUGGGCAUCACCUUAAUAGACCUAUCCUGGGACAUCAAGUACAGAAUAGUGUCUGGUGACGAGGAAGGUUUCUUCAAAGCUGAGGAGGUCAUCAUUGCAGAUUUCUGCUUUCUCAGGAUAAGAACUAAAGGUGGCAAUUCUGCCAUAUUAAACAGGGAAAUCCAAGACAAUUAUUUAUUAAUCAUAAAAGGUUCAGUCCGAGGAGAAGAUUUGGAAGCAUGGACCAAAGUGAACAUCCAGGUUUUAGACAUGAACGACCUGAGGCCUCUGUUCUCACCUACCACUUACUCAGUCACCAUUGCAGAAAGCACACCACUUAGGACUAGCGUUGCCCAGGUAACGGCUACAGAUGCAGACAUUGGUUCCAAUGGAGAAUUCUACUACUUCUUUAAGAACAAGGUUGAGCUUUUUUCCGUCCACCCCACAAGUGGUGUCAUCUCUCUAAGUGGACGCUUAAAUUAUGAUGAGAAGAACAGGUAUGAUCUAGAAAUCUUAGCAGUGGACCGGGGAAUGAAACUCUAUGGCAAUAACGGAGUUAGCAGUACUGCUAAGCUUUAUGUUCACAUUGAACGCGUAAAUGAACAUGCUCCCAUUAUCCAUGUGGUCACUCACACCCCUUUCUCAUUGGACAAGGAGCCAACAUACGCAGUAGUGACAGUUGACGACUUGGAUGAGGGGGCCAAUGGAGAGAUUGAGUCUGUUUCCAUCGUGGCUGGAGAUCCUUUGGAUCAGUUCUUCCUGGCUAAAGAAGGCAAGUGGAUGAAUGAGUAUAAAGUCAAGGAGAGGAGGCAGGUGAACUGGGAGAGCUUCUCCUAUGGCUACAACCUCACUAUUCAAGCAAAAGACAAAGGGUCACCGCAGAAGUUUUCAGAACUAAAGACGGUCCACAUUGCCAAUCCCAAGAGAGACAACAUCCCACUUAGGUUUGAAAAAGAUGUGUAUGAAGUCAGCGUAAGUGAGUUUUCCCCUCCUGGUGUCCUGGUGGCCAUAGUCAAGGUAAAUCCUGAGCCUCUGGAUGUGGAAUACAAACUCUCUCCUGGAAAAGAUGCCGAGUACUUCAAGAUCAACCCUCGGUCAGGUCUGAUUGUCACAGCGCAGCCCCUGAAUAUGGUGAAGAAAGACGUGUAUAAGCUGGAGGUGACAGACAAGGAAGGAGAGGUGAAGGCACAAGUCACCAUAGGGAUUGAGGAUGCCAAUGACCACACCCCAGAAUUCCAGCAGACCCUGUAUGAGACGUUUGUGAAUGAGAGUAUCCCUGUCGGAACAAAUGUUCUGACCGUGUCGGCCUCUGACAAGGAUAAAGGAGAAAAUGGCUACAUCACGUACAGCAUUGCCAGUCUGAACCCUUUGCCAUUUGCCAUUAACCAGUUCACAGGUGUGAUCAGCACCACUGAAGAGUUAGAUUUCGAAUCCUCCCCAGAGACAUACAGGUUUGUUGUAAGAGCUUCUGACUGGGGCUCACCGUACCGCCAUGAAAGUGAGGUGAACGUGACCAUUCGCGUGGGAAAUGUCAAUGACAACAUCCCCCUCUUCGAGAAAGUGGCUUGCCAGGGAGUCAUUUCAUACGACUUUCCUGUUGGAGGUCAUAUUACAGCCGUCUCUGCGAUUGAUAUUGAUGAACUCGAACUUGUAAAGUACAAAAUCAUUUCAGGAAAUGAACUUGGGUUCUUCUAUUUGAACCCAGACUCUGGUGUUUUACAGCUUAAAAAGCCACUGAUGAAUUCUGGCAUUAAAAAUGGUAAUUUUGCCCUCAGAAUCACAGCUACAGAUGGGGAGAAUUUUGCAGAUCCCAUGACCAUUAACAUCUCAGUCCUCCACGGGAAAGUGUCUUCAAAGAGCUUCAGCUGCAGAGAAACCCGAGUGGCUCAGAAAUUGGCAGAGAAACUACUCAUUAAAGCUAAAGCUAACGGGAAGCUGAAUGUAGAAGAUGGAUUUCUUGACUUUUAUUCAAUUAACAGGCAAGGACCACAUUUUGACAAGUCUUUCCCCUCUGAUGUGGCUGUGAAGGAGGAUAUGCCAGUUGGGACUAACAUCCUGAAGAUUAAAGCGUACGAUGCCGACUCUGGCUUCAAUGGGAAGGUGCUGUUUACAAUAUCAGAUGGGAACACGGACAGUUGCUUUAAUAUUGACAUGGAGACUGGACAGCUUAAAGUUCUCAUGCCCAUGGACCGAGAGCACACAGACCUCUAUCUCCUCAACAUAACCAUCUAUGACCUCGGAAAGCCACAGAAAUCCUCAUGGCGAUUACUGACAGUCAAUGUGGAGGACGCUAAUGACAACAGCCCAGUGUUUCUCCAGGACAGCUACUCAGUCAGCAUUCUUGAAAGUUCAAGUAUUGGCACCGAGAUUAUUCAAGUGGAAGCAAGAGACAAAGACCUGGGUUCUAAUGGUGAGGUAAUGUACUCGGUUUUGACAGACACACGGCAGUUUACCAUCAACAGCUCAACUGGAAUCGUUUAUGUAGCUGACCAGUUGGACAGGGAAUCCAAAACCAACUAUUCUUUGAAAAUAGAAGCCAGGGACAAAGCAGAAAGUGGCCAGCAACUGUUUUCUGUUGUCACCCUAAAGAUCUUUCUGGAUGAUGUCAAUGACUGCUCCCCAGCUUUCAUCCCCACUAGCUACAGUGUGAAGGUUCUGGAAGAUCUCCCUGUUGGUACAGUCAUUGCUUGGCUUGAGACUCAGGAUCCUGACCUUGGAUUAGGGGGUCAAGUGCGCUAUUCUUUGGUCAAUGAUUAUAAUGGGAGAUUUGAAAUAGACAAAGCCAGUGGUGCCAUCCGCUUGAGCAAAGAGCUGGACUAUGAGAAGCAGCAAUUCUACAACCUCACAGUCAGGGCCAAAGACAAAGGGCGGCCUGUCUCUCUGUCAUCGGUUUCCUUCGUGGAGGUGGAGGUGGUGGAUGUCAACGAAAACCUCCAUAUGCCCUACUUCCCGGACUUUGCUGUCGUUGGAUCUGUCAAAGAAAAUUCACGGAUUGGAACUAGUGUGCUGCAGGUGACUGCCCAUGAUGAAGAUUCUGGCAGGGAUGGAGAGAUCCAGUACUCCAUCAGAGAUGGAAGUGGUCUUGGGAGGUUCAGCAUAGAUGAUGAGAGUGGAGUCAUCACGGCUGCUGACAUUCUUGAUCGAGAGACAACAGGGUCGUACUGGCUGACCGUGUAUGCCACAGACAGGGGCGUGGUCCCUCUCUAUUCCACCAUUGAGGUCUACAUAGAAGUUGAAGAUGUGAAUGACAAUGCCCCACUGACCUCGGAACCCAUCUAUUAUCCCGUUGUCAUGGAGAACUCUCCCAAGGAUGUGUCUGUCAUUCAGAUACAAGCUGAAGAUCCUGACUCUGGUUCCAAUGAAAAACUGACCUAUAGGAUUACAAGUGGAAACCCACAGAACUUUUUUGCCAUCAAUAUCAAAACAGAUCUGAGCAAAGACAUCGAGCCCUCAGGGAGAACGUAA